AUGAUGAAACGGUGGUUGAAGAAAAACCUCAGUAUUUCCCGCCGCAACAAGUCCGAGCCGCAUCAUAUCGAGAGUCAACCCAACGAGUCUGUAGGAUCCGCAUCAGUUCCAAUCGCCGCAGUCACGCUGCCCAAUGCAGUCGACGCUCAGGACACUUCCCUGUCCGAAAACCUAUGGAAGUCUGCCUAUGAUGAGCUGAAACCAGAGGAGCAAGUUAUUCUGUCCCUAGCACAAGCCAGUACUGAAUCAGAAAAGGAGGAAAGUGUCUCCCGGGCCGGACACAUUGUUGAUAAGGUUAUCCAAAUAACCGAGAAACAAUACAAGGAAUACCAGCAAGGGGGCCUUAAAAUCCAUCGGCCAACAGGAAAAGAUAUAGAUUUUCGAAAGGUGUCACGAAAAAUACUUAAUGCUGCAUUGUCAUUCAAAGAUGUUAUUACUGCCGUUGUAGCCUUUGAUCCUACCCACCAUGCAGCAAGUGCGUGGGCAGUCGUUUCCCUUGGAUUGACAAUAGCGCAAAAUCGACUUGACUUGCGAGAUGCUUUAUUUGAAUCGUCUGAAUACCUUGCAGACACUAUUACUCGAUGCACCUAUAUUGAGCAGAGGUUUUACCGCAAUAGCUCCAAGGAAAAGAUUGAGAUAGGCCGUGCGACAAUCAGGGUUUAUACGGCCAUUCUUCGAUAUGCAGCAGAGCUUUUGGCUACCCAACAACCCAGCAUCGGAAAAAGAGUGUUGAUUAGUGUCAUACCGCUAACUGAUCAACGCCUCACCGGACUUCGAUCGUCUAUUGAGGAAGAAUGGCAGAAGCUAUACCAGUGGGUCCAUUUUGACGCAUUAGAUACCCUUUUGCAAAAUGGGAAAGAAGCAGAGUCUCGGCUAGCUAGGAUCGAUGAGGAAGUAUCAGAAUAUCUACAAGCUCUUAUCAAGAGGUUUAGUCUGCCUAUCGUGGAAGGAGCAUCAUACGACUCAUAUGAGAAUCAGUAUGGAGAGAAAUGCCUUCCGGGUACCAGAAGUGAUCUUCUUCGCCAGAUUAUAGACUGGGCCGUAACAUCAGACAAAUGCAUGUUUUGGUUAAAUGGUAUGGCAGGAACUGGCAAGUCUACCAUCUCCCGGACAGUCGCAGAGUCACUUAAAGAGAAGGGACUACUAGGGGGUAGUUUCUUCUUCAAAAGAGGCGAAGCGGACCGUGGUAACGCAAGGAGAUUCAUCUCGACAAUAGCCAGGCAAUUAAUGGCCAGUCACCCGCAUUUAGCCUCUGGCAUGUUAGGAGCAAUUCGGAAUGAUACAGAUUUGUCAACAAAAGCUCUCGAUCAGCAAUUUGAUAAGCUCCUUUUUCAACCACUGAGCGAGGGAAAGCAGUAUGAGACUACUUCUGUAAUUGUGAUAGAUGCAUUGGACGAGUGCGAAGAUAACGAUAUUGAAAUUUUACUCAGGCUUUUACCGCAGCUGCAGAAAUCCAAGUCCAUUCGUCUGCGGAUUUUCCUGACAAGCCGGCCUGAGCUUUCAAUCCGUGAUGGCUUCGAACGAAACCGGGAUCAUUCAGAUAUCGUUCUCCAAGAAGUGCCCGGUAUUGAACAUGACAUCCGCGUCUUCUUGCGACACCGAUUUUCUCAUAUUAAGGAAAAGCGGAAAGUCCCUGGAGAUUGGCCUGGAUAUAAGACAACGGAGGCAUUAGUAAAAAUGACUGUCCCUUUAUUCAUUUUUGCAGCGACAAUUUGCCGUUUUGUCGAAGAGAAAUAUCAGGUCCCGGAGCAUCAGCUUAAGAUAGUCCUGGAAAACCCGGAUAUAACGUCAUCAUCCCAGAUGGAAAGGAUAUAUCUGCCAAUAUUAAAGCACCGUGUUGAGAGCUCUCCAGUCCUCAAGCAUGAAUUCCGUAACAUAGUUGGAACUAUCAUUUUUCUUGCUGAUCCGCUCUCAGUCAAUAGCCUUUCUGGGCUUAUUGGUAUGGAAGAAAGAAGACUUAUGGCUCUAUUGGACGCAUUUCACUCGGUUCUUAAAGUCCCAGGGGAUUAUCAUACACCAGUCCGCAUUCUGCAUCUAUCAUUUCGAGAAUUCCUCGUCAGCACACAGGACGAAGACUUACGUGUCGAUAAAGUAAAGAUACACGAAAGGCUACUACAGAGUUGUCUGCAGGUCAUGAAAGAUCCUAGCUUGGGGUUAACGCGCAAUAUCUGUCGAUUAUCAAGUUAUGGUAUACUACGGGAAGACGUUGACAGUUAUGCGAUUUCUCAGUACAUUUCGCAAAUUCUGCGAUACUCUUGCCGCUACUGGGCGUUUCACUUCAGGAAAAGUGAAUCUGAUGCGUGUGAGAUCGAAAUAUUCUCAUUUCUGAAAGAGUAUUUCCUCCAUUGGUUGGAGGCUAUGAGCUUAAUGGGACUUGCCUCGGAGACUAUUGGUAUAAUUAAUGCACUACAGUCAAGGUCAAGGAAUAAUAUGAGCACAGAAUUAGAAGGCUUCCUAAAGGAUGCUAACCGAUUUGUCUUAAAACAUAUCCAGAUGAUCGACAAUACCCCACUUCAAGUAUAUUGCUCUGGACUCGCGUUCUCUCCUACAGACAGUAUUAUUAGAAGAAUCUUCAACAAUCAACGACCUAAUUGGAUGCCUGCGUUGCCGCAAGUGCAGAAGUCAUGGAGCGCCCAGUUGCAAACCCUCGAGGGCCAUUCCGCUUCGGUGAACUCAGUGGCCUUUUCGCCGGACGGCCGGAGGAUCGUGUCAGGAUCUGGUGACAAGACCAUCAAGCUCUGGGAUGCUCAGACCGGCUCAGAGCUGCGAACCCUGGAAGGCCAUUCCAGUUGGGUUUUCUCAGUGGCCUUCUCACCGGACGGCCAGAGGAUCGUGUCAGGAUCUGGUGACAAGACUAUCAAGCUCUGGGAUGCUCAGACCGGCUCGGAGCUGCGAACCCUGGAGGGCCAUUCCGUGGCCUUCUCACCGGACGGCCAGAGGAUUGUGUCAGGAUCUGGUGACAAGACCAUCAAGCUCUGGGAUGCUCAGACCGGCUCGGAGCUGCAAGCCCUCGAAGGCCAUUCUAGUUCAGUUUUGUCAGUGGCUUUCUCGCCGGACGGCCAGAGGAUCGUGUCAGGAUCUGGUGAUGACACUAUCAAGCUCUGGGAUGCUCAGACCGGCUUAGAGCUGCGAACCCUGGAAGGCCAUUCCGCUUCAGUGAACUCAGUGGCCUUCUCACCGGACGGCCAGAAGAUCGUGUCAGGAUCUGGUGAUGAUACCAUCAAGCUCUGGGAUGCUCAGACCGGCUCGGAGCUGCGAACCCUGAAAGGCCAUUCCAGUUGGGUUUUCUCAGUGGCCUUCUCGCCGGACGGCCAGAGGAUCGUGUCAGGAUCUCGCGACAAAGCCAUCAAGCUCUGGGAUGCUCAGACCGGCUCAGAGCUGCAAACCCUGAAAGGCCAUUCCAGUUGGGUAAACUCAGUGGCCUUCUUACCGGACGGCCGGAGGAUCGUGUCAGGAUCUGGUGACAAGACCAUCAAGCUCUGGGAUGCUCAGACCGGCUCGGAGCUGCGAGCCCUGAAAGGCCAUUCCAGUUCGGUUUUCUCAGUGGCCUUCUCACCGGACGGCCAGAGGAUCGUGUCAGGAUCUCGCGAUGACACCAUCAAGCUCUGGGAUGCUCAGACCGGCUCGGAGCUGCGAGCCCUGGAAGGCCAUUCCAGUUGGGUGAACUCAGUGGCCUUCUCGCCGGACGGCCAGAGGAUCGUGUCAGGAUCUGGUGACAAGACUAUUAAGCUUUGGGAUGCUCAGACCGGCUCGGAGCUGCGAACCCUCGAAGGCCAUUCCAGUUCGGUUUUGUCAGUGGCCUUCUCGCCGGACGGCCAGAGGAUCGUGUCUGGAUCUGGUAAUGAUAUUAUCAAGCUCUGGGAUGCUCAGAUCGGCUCGGAGCUGCGAACCCUGGAAGGCCAUUCCAGUUGGGUAAGGUCAGUGGCUUUCUCACCGGACGGCCAGAGGAUCGUAUCUGGAUCUGGUGACAAGACCAUCAAGCUCUGGGAUGCUCAGACCGGCUUAGAGCUGCGAACCCUGGAAGGCCAUUCCAGUUCGGUAAACUCAGUGACCUUCUCACCGGACGGCCAGAGGAUCGUGUCAGGAUCUAGUGAUGACACCAUCAAGCUCUGGGAUGCUCAGACCGGCUCAGAGCUGCAAACCCUCGAGGGCCAUUCCGCUUCGGUGAACUCAGUGGCCUUCUCGCCGGACGGCCAGAGGAUCGUGUCUGGAUCUGGUGACAAGACCAUCAAGCUCUGGGAUGCUCAGACCGGCUCGGAGCUGCGAACCCUAGAAGGCCAUUCCGUUUCGAUUUCAAAUGUCUCAUCAGGUAAUACCCAGUUGGAGCACGAACAAGGCUCGCGGAUAUCAGUUGAAGAUUCUUGGGUAAGGAUUAUCCACGGCCGAGCCGUCCACAUGGUCGUCCCGUCCACUUCCCCCGCAACCAUCAUGAAUUUGAAGUUUUACGACUAA
Molecule: messenger RNA, 4452 nt
Organism: Aspergillus affinis
Lineage: Eukaryota; Fungi; Ascomycota; Eurotiomycetes; Eurotiales; Aspergillaceae
Product: WD40 repeat-like protein
Exons: 4
Coding region: 1-4452 (1483 amino acids)
Biological process (GO): nuclear migration; microtubule organizing center organization; establishment of mitotic spindle orientation
Cellular component (GO): cytoplasmic microtubule; nuclear envelope; kinetochore
Molecular function (GO): microtubule plus-end binding; dynein complex binding
Source: RefSeq, a predicted model, not a curated record